CUCCCUCCUGCUGUUACUUUAUAUGAAAUCGCAGGUGUUUACGUUUGUUAUUUGGCGUGAAGAAACGGGGUCGUGUUCGUAAGGUUACUUUCGAUUUCCUUGGAUUUCGUGGAAAUAGAAACCAACAUAAACGGCAGCGCCAUGGACAAUGGAUUGUACAUGCCAGCAAAAAUACAAGAGGAUCAUUUCAACAAAAUCAAGGAUGUGUUUGCCUCUGAAAGCCCUGAAGAAAUUCCCCACCGGCUUAUGUCUCUUUUGAAGGCUUUUGACCAUUUUAAGAUAGAUAUCGCUGUGACUGGAGAGUCUGGUGCAGGAAAGUCUUCUCUUAUCAAUGCAAUCCUCGGAUUGAAUCCUGAUGACACAGGGGCUGCUCCAACUGGAGCUGUGGAAACCACACAGCAAGCAACCAUGUAUCAGCAUCCAAAUCUCCCACACAUCAGACUGUGGGAUCUUCCAGGGAUGGGCACCCCUUCCUUUGCAUCCAAGAGUUAUGUAAAGACAAUGAACUUUGACCUAUAUGACAUGUUCAUGGUUGUGAUAUCAGAGAGAGUCAGAGAAAACAACAUGCUGUUGAUUGAUGAAAUUGAGCAACGAAAGAAGCCAUUUUAUUUCAUUAGAACAAAAAUUGAUAAUGAUGUGCGUAGAAAGAAAAGCAAAUUCUCUCAAAUACGUGCAUUGGAUCAAAUGAGACAAGACUGUGAGAAAUAUCUGAAGGAGAAGAAACUGGACCCCCAUGUGUUCCUAGUGUCAUCCCAUGACACAGAAAAGUAUGAGAUGCAGAAGCUCAUGGACACUUUUAAGGUUGAGGUUUCUCAACUUAAAGCAGAGGUGUUUUCAGAUUUUCUGGACAAGAUGUUACAUGGAGGAUGGAUAAAGGCAAGGUAUGCUACGAAUCACAUCCAACAGACUGGGAAACUUGAAACAGAGGACAUCACAGCAUUGCAGGUUAUGUAUAAGCGCACAGGCUUUGGAGCUGUGAAAGUCAGUGCUGUUCUGGAGGCUUUGAGUCACUUUCAGCUAGAUGUGGCCGUUUUGGGCGAGACAGGCUCUGGAGCGUCCACUUUGGUAAAUGCCUUAAUUGGGCUGAAGAAUGAAGAGUGUGGUGCGGCUUCAGCAUCCAUCAGCAACCCAGCAAUGAGUCUGAGAUACCCAGAUGUCCGGUUCUGGGACAUAUCCGGCAUAGAGGCAGUCAUGGAUUACUCGAUGUAUGAAAUGAAAGCUGUGACUGGAGAGUCUGGUGCAGGAAAGUCUUCUCUUAUCAAUGCAAUCCUCGGAUUGAAUCCUGAUGACACAGGGGCUGCUCCAACUGGAGCUGUGGAAACCACACAGCAAGCAACCAUGUAUCAGCAUCCAAAUCUCCCACACAUCAGACUGUGGGAUCUUCCAGGGAUGGGCACCCCUUCCUUUGCAUCCAAGAGUUAUGUAAAGACAAUGAACUUUGACCUAUAUGACAUGUUCAUGGUUGUGAUAUCAGAGAGAGUCAGAGAAAACAACAUGCUGUUGAUUGAUGAAAUUGAGCAACGAAAGAAGCCAUUUUAUUUCAUUAGAACAAAAAUUGAUAAUGAUGUGCGUAGAAAGAAAAGCAAAUUCUCUCAAAUACGUGCAUUGGAUCAAAUGAGACAAGACUGUGAGAAAUAUCUGAAGGAGAAGAAACUGGACCCCCAUGUGUUCCUAGUGUCAUCCCAUGACACAGAAAAGUAUGAGAUGCAGAAGCUCAUGGACACUUUUAAGGUUGAGGUUUCUCAACUUAAAGCAGAGGUGUUUUCAGAUUUUCUGGACAAGAUGUUACAUGGAGGAUGGAUAAAGGCAAGGUAUGCUACGAAUCACAUCCAACAGACUGGGAAACUUGAAACAGAGGACAUCACAGCAUUGCAGGUUAUGUAUAAGCGCACAGGCUUUGGAGCUGUGAAAGUCAGUGCUGUUCUGGAGGCUUUGAGUCACUUUCAGCUAGAUGUGGCCGUUUUGGGCGAGACAGGCUCUGGAGCGUCCACUUUGGUAAAUGCCUUAAUUGGGCUGAAGAAUGAAGAGUGUGGUGCGGCUUCAGCAUCCAUCAGCAACCCAGCAAUGAGUCUGAGAUACCCAGAUGUCCGGUUCUGGGACAUAUCCGGCAUAGAGGCAGUCAUGGAUUACUCGAUGUAUGAAAUGAAACAACACCUGAAUUGUUAUGACUUCUAUAUCAUCAUUGUAUCAGACUGGCAGAAAGCACGGCAUUUAAAACUAGCCAAAGAGGUUGAAAAAUUAAGGAAGCAUUACCUCUUGGUCCAGACCAAAAUUGACUGUCAUCUACAGACUCAAAGUGACUUGUGCUGUGAUGAGACUGAGAUACUUGAUGGGCUUCGGGCACAAUAUACCCAGGAGCUUCAGACGGCAAAACUGUCUGAACAGCAGAUGUUUCUCAUCAACAGUCUUGACAGAUGUGCAUUUGACUUUGUAGGUUUGGAAAGUGCACUCUCCAGUGACCUCAACACUGUCAGGACAAGUGCUUUUGCAUAUUAUAUAGCAAGAACAGUAAAGAAACGUAUAUAUAAAAAAACAUAGAAAUAUCUCUUUGAAAUAUAUGAAGAAAAUGCUAGAGAGGCACCACGUUUUGCUAAGAUUGCUUUGUCCUAAUUAUUGCAAAAGAAUAGAAGAUACACAGUUGGGAAACAGACAAUUAUUUGUAGAAUUUGGUCUGCAGUAAAAAUAUGUGAACUGUUGAUCUCAAUAUACUGUUGUAAUAUAUGUUUGUAUUAAUUGUAAUAACUGCAGUUUUCUAAGU
Messenger RNA from Sinocyclocheilus rhinocerous, 2758 nucleotides. RefSeq lists its product as uncharacterized. NCBI's taxonomy places the organism in Eukaryota, Metazoa, Chordata, Actinopteri, Cypriniformes, Cyprinidae. Gene Ontology annotation, cellular component: membrane. Gene Ontology annotation, molecular function: GTP binding. The coding region runs from base 142 to 2538 and encodes 798 amino acids. The record is from RefSeq and is a predicted model, not a curated record. The transcript has 6 exons.